Messenger RNA from Ogataea parapolymorpha DL-1, 573 nucleotides. RefSeq lists its product as uncharacterized. The record is from RefSeq and is a predicted model, not a curated record. The transcript has a single exon. NCBI's taxonomy places the organism in Eukaryota, Fungi, Ascomycota, Pichiomycetes, Pichiales, Pichiaceae. The coding region runs from base 1 to 573 and encodes 190 amino acids. Gene Ontology annotation, molecular function: metal ion binding.
AUGGGUUCUUUUGACUUGAUCUCGUCGUUUGAGGUUGAAUAUGCACCUGUGAAUGUAAAGAAAUGGAAGUCCAAUAGAACUGGUCUUGAGGUCUGCUUGAUCGCGAAGGAGUCGCCCUCUGUGAGCGGAUGGUUCGCCCUGGCAACUGAGAUUUUUGACGAUAGUGGAUGUCCGCAUACUUUGGAACAUCUUGUUUUCAUGGGAUCCAAGAAGUAUCCAUACAAAGGACUGUUGGAUAUCCUAGGGAAUCUGGCAUUCAGUACUACAAAUGCUUGGACAGCCACAGAUCAGACUGUUUACACCUUAAUGACGGCAGGCUGGGAAGGUUUCAAGAUGUUACUUCCAGCAUAUUUGGACCAUAUUUUACACCCUACGCUGACUGAUGAGGCCUGCUACACUGAGGUAUAUCAUAUUGAUGGAAAGGGAAAGAAAAAGGGGUUGUUUAUUCUGAAAUGCAGGGAAUUCAAUUUGAGCCUUCUUUCGUUGCGCUUCUGGAGAAACAAAGAACCCUUUAUACAAAGUCAGCCUAUAGAUCAGAGACAGGAGGACUUGUUGAGAAUCUGCGUACCCUAA